Messenger RNA from Meloidogyne enterolobii, 878 nucleotides. The record is from the annotation of a GenBank genome assembly. NCBI's taxonomy places the organism in Eukaryota, Metazoa, Nematoda, Chromadorea, Rhabditida, Meloidogynidae.
AUGUAUUUGAUUAAAUUAAUUUUUAUUUUUGUUUUGUUUAUCGUUUUUGUUGAUUGUGGAAUAUUUCCAGCUUUACAAACAAUAAAUUAUUUGGGACCCCCAUUAAAAACAUCCAUCAACAACAACAACAGCAAUCACCCCUCCUUUCCCUUCUCUUCUUUAAAAACAAAAAAUAGCCCUCCAAAAAUAUUUUCUUUAAAAAUAAAUACAUCAGAAACAAAAAAUAAAUUCAAAAAUUUAAAUAAAUUUCCUUCAAUUUUUCCAAAAAAUUUUAAAAAAUCAAAAAUUUCUUCUUCUUGUUGGAAUAAUAAUUACCCUACAGAAGAAGGAGAAGACUAUCCCUCCCAUUCAUUUUUUAAUAAAUCUAAUAAAAUAGCCAAAAUACUUGUUUGGGAAUUUCAACUUUAUAAAUUAAAUGAGAAAUUGGAGGGAACAAAUGAUUGGGGACAACAAUUAAAUAAAGAAGAAAGAGCUAAUGUUAUUUUAAUUUCUGAAUUGUUUAGUUGGUUAACAUUAAAAGAACAUUUAAAUGUUAAUUUAAAAAAAGCUGUUGGAUUAUUAAUUGCUUUGAGGGAAAGUGACAGAAUUUUACAGAAUGCCGAUUUUCUUUGUAGUGUUUUUAAUUAUUUAAAAAGAAUUGAGGGGGAAAAGGAAGAAGAAAAAGAAUUACUUAAUCGGUGGACUUUGGAUGAAUUAAAAAUUAAUUUUUGGAAUGUUUUGGAAAUUGACGAGGUUUUUAUUGAAAUUAUGUAUUUAUGUAGAGAUAUUUAAAUUGAAUUUCCCGGAAAUAAUGUAUUCUAAGUAGCUCUGAUAUUUAUUGGAAGAAAAGCAAUGUUUGAAUGUUUGGACUAAUUUUAAUUCAUCUUCCCUCACGAAUU